This is a messenger RNA of Alternaria viburni, 1689 nucleotides long. RefSeq lists its product as uncharacterized. Lineage: Eukaryota; Fungi; Ascomycota; Dothideomycetes; Pleosporales; Pleosporaceae. The coding region runs from base 1 to 1689 and encodes 562 amino acids. The record is from RefSeq and is a predicted model, not a curated record. The transcript has 3 exons.
AUGGCGCGACUACGAGUUCCCGCAUCGCCAGUUGAAACUCGUCGCGCGAAUUAUGCCUAUGAAGGAGCCGGAAACAAGACGCCCAGCCGACCUAAUCAUUCAGGCCCACAGCCUGAGAUCAAUGUAGCCUUCGAUUCGUCUGCCAAUGAUCCCCCUGAACAUCCCACUUCCUUUCCGCGCAUUGUAAGGAGCUUCGCGUUAAUGGACGUGAAGACAAAGCGAGAUGUACAAGGUUACAUUGUCGGACAGUACAAGGCCAUUAAGCAAAUGGGCCACGAGCACAUCACCGCGACUGGCACCAAAACAGUCUUCUUCCUUGGUCAAGCACAACAAGAGGAAGAGUUCGACUUAUUAGACGAGGAUAUGAAGACCGACCUGGGCGAGUACAUCAACGAGGAUGAGGAUGCGGAUCGCUCAUGGCGUGGGGUUUGCGACUUCAUGCAGAAAAUUCCGACCUCCAAGGCUGUGGCGCCGACAGAGUUCAAGGAUAAGAACAUUUUGGACACUGAGACACCUCAUCAAGCCCGCUUGAUGCGUGCCCAGAGUGCGCCCUCUCUGGCUCGAUGUAUCGCGAAUGCUAGCUUUGACAGCGCCGGAUCAGAGACAGACUCUGACUCAGAAGACGACGACAUCGAUCUUGAACUGAAAAUCGAGAACGCACUCUCGUCCUUUGCUAAAAAGGUCGAGGAAUUAGAGGAUGUAGCAGGAGCGCUGUCAAUCACGCCACCCGGCCGCACAUAUUCUGAAGCUCACCCAUUUACACCAUCGCCUCCCAAGGACAUCGAUAUACCAUACCCCUGUGGACCAAAGCACAACUCUCGACUUCGUCGUCAUAGCGGUAACCGUUCACUCGCAUCACUGAUCGCUCACGUUGAGGAUCACCCCCUUGCGCCACGCAUGAUGAGGGAAGCUGCGGACUUUCAGCUGAUGACGCUCUGGACAUGCUACAAGAACGCUUUGGAAUUGUACAUUGCGCUACUGUUGGCACCGGCUUUGAUUGUCGCGAAUGGCUGGAAUACGAGCUUGAGACCGGGUGCAGCAUGGUACAUGGCCCGUCGUUGCUACGAUUUGGGACGAACUGUUAUGGACCUGAAAAGCCCGGGCAGAUCAAAGACGCGGGUGAUAGCCCGUGGCACUGUGCGGGGUGGGAAGGUUGCACUCGAUCCACCUAUCACCACUACCAAAGAAUGGUCUAGUGGGCUGCAGACGUGGGAGGGUGAAAGCUGGCCCAACGCACCCGAGCGCAUUGGAAACGACUUUGAAGACGCCCAGAACUCUAUCACGAGGAAUGAAUCCGAGGACUGCGACGUAGAAGAGCUCUCACAGCUACGUGCGUCGCUGACGGAAACUACGGACAAUGACGAACCCAUGUGGCCUGAAGUCAUCGCCAACCGCCCGUAUACGGCUCCGCUUAUGUACGAGGAAGCCGCCGAUUUUAUUGAACAUGUCGCCACUAAUCCGGAUGUUGAUUCCGAAUGUUGGUCAGAACCCUUGGAUGGUUGCGCGAAACCGCGUCGCAAGUGGACUAGCAAGAUGAAGCAUUGUCUCAAGAAAAUACCCCAAAACACAAAGCAGGCUACCCACGACUAUGUCAAAGCGACGAAACGAUUCUCACGGACUGCUUGGCGCGUGUUGCCAGCUGCGCUGUCGAGCCGACAUCCGUUCCAGAAGAUCGACAGCAUCCUCUAG